Alnus glutinosa is the source of this 2676-nucleotide messenger RNA. RefSeq names its product cation/H(+) antiporter 4-like. The record is from RefSeq and is a predicted model, not a curated record. Gene Ontology annotation, molecular function: antiporter activity. Bases 1 to 2676 code for a protein of 891 amino acids. Gene Ontology annotation, biological process: regulation of pH; proton transmembrane transport. The transcript is spliced from 4 exons. Gene Ontology annotation, cellular component: endomembrane system; membrane. Lineage: Eukaryota; Viridiplantae; Streptophyta; Magnoliopsida; Fagales; Betulaceae.
AUGCACGAAGACAUAUGCAUCCUUGGAUUGGACAAACUCACAUCCCUUAUAGUACUCCCGUUCCAUCGAAAAUGGUACACUGACGACUUUAUUGAAUCAGAGGACAGUGUCAUAAGGACCUUAAACUGCAGUGUGCUUGAACUAGCCCCCUGCUCUGUUGGGAUCCUUAUUAAUUGUGGUCAUUUAGGCCGCCCAAUGUUUUCAUUACAGUCAUCCAAUGCUGUUGCCAUGAUCUUUUUAGGAGGUAAUGAUGAUCGAGAGGCACUAAUUUUUGCCAAGCGCAUGGCCAAUCACUCGAAAAUUAUCCUGACUGUGGUUCACCUUGUUGUCGCUGGAAAUGAAGGUGAUACCCACUCGGACAAAUUGCUUGACAAUGAAAUACUAAAGGAUGUUAAACUUAACAAUGUGGACGAUGAAUAUGUGAUAUUCCUAGAAGUAAUGGUGAAAGAUGGGCCUCAGACAACAUUAAUAGUUCAGUCUAUGAUGGUUCUCAUAUUUACCCUGACCAAAGCCUCCCAUUACAUUCUUAAGCGUCAUGGAGUCCCCAUGUUCACCACACAACUUCUUGUCGGCAUAAUCCUUGGUCCGUCUCUUCUUGGACGCCUCAAAAUAUUUGAAAGUGUUUUCUUCUCGAUUAAAAGUCAAGAAAUUAUUAGUACAUUGUCUGUCUUUAGUUACAUGCUCUUUCUAUUUGGGAGUGGAGUGAAAAUGGAUAUAGGAAUGAUAAAAAGAACAGGAAGAAAAGCCUUGUUUACUGGUGCUACAAGCAUAUUGGUGCCUUUGCUAAUUGGCUUGUUAGUCGAAAUGCAACUUAAAACAUUGUGGCUGGAGGAAAACACAUAUACAACUCUAUUCUUAACAGCAACACAUUGUAUAAGUCCAUUUCCAGUCCUUGCUUGCCUUCUUGAGGACCUCAAUAUCCUAAAUUCUGAACUAGGUCAAUUAGCCCUGUCUGCAGCAAUGGUAAGCAAUACCUUAAGCCUCAUGAUUAUCAUCGGCGUCAACUUGAUUAUAAUUAGCAAGAGUCAAGGUAGUAUGCUUGCCGCUAUAAGUUUAGGAUCAAUCAUCAUUUAUUGUUUCAUCCUUGCAUUUGUAAUUCGACCAGCAAUGUUUUGGGUAAUCAGGCAGACACCGGAAGGCAUGCGUGUCAAAGACACAUACAUUCAUACCAUCUUGCUAAUGGUUCUGGGCUCUGGGUAUCUUUCUGAUUUAAUUGGUCAGAGUUUAGUCAUUGGACCUUUCAUGCUCGGUAUGGCAAUACCAGAUGGACCGCCUUUAGGAUCAGCCAUUGUCAACAAGUUGAACUCCUUCACUUGGGAUGUGUUUAUGCCAAUCUUGGUAACUACUUGUGGGAUGAGAACAGAUCUGAGUUUAAUCAAAUUCGAUAACAGCCUCGUGGCAAUCCAUGGAAUCAUCAUUGUUUUGAUUGUUGUGGCCAAAGUGGGGGCUUCUUUGAUUCCUCCCUUAUUCUCCAAAAUGCCCUUAAAUGAUUCUCUGGCACUUGCUCUUUUAUUGAGUUGCAAAGGUGUAGUCCAACUUUUUGAGUAUACAGCUCUCAGAGAUACCGAGACCAUAUCAGACCAGGUGUUCGCUUUGUCAAGUGUUAGCGUCCUAGUGACUGCAUUUUUCUGGCCACUCCUCGUGAAGAUGUUGUACCAUCCUUCAAGAAAAUAUGCAGGUUACCGAAAAAGGGAUAUUAUGCAUUGCAAAGACAACGAAGAGCUACGAAUCCUAGUGUGCAUUCAUAGGGCAAAUAAUAUUGAUGCUGUGACCAAACUACUUGAAGUCUCGUGUCUCUCUAAAGAAAAGCCCCUUGUUGUUUAUGUGCUUCACCUUAUCGAGUUAAUUGGGCGAGCCUCACCUAUUUUUAUUUCCCACCAAAUGCAAAAAAAGACUAUGUCAAAUAGUACUUCCUAUUCAGAGAAUGUCAUUCUCUCAUUCAAUCACUUUGAAAAACACAAUCAGGAUACUGUAUCAGUAAAUGUCUUCACGGCAAUUUCUCCCCUCAAGUCCAUGCAUGAAGACAUAUGCACCCUUGGAUUGGACAAACUCACGUCCCUCAUAGUACUCCCGUUCCAUCGAAAAUGGUCCACUGGCGAUUCUGUUGAAUCAGAGGACAGUGCCAUAAGGAGCUUAAAUUGCAGUGUUCUUGAACUAGCCCCCUGCUCUGUUGGGAUCCUUAUUGAUCGUGGUCAUUUAGGCCGCUCAAUGUUUUCAUCACAGUCAUCCUAUUCUGUUGCCAUGAUCUUCUUAGGAGGUAAUGAUGAUCGAGAGGCGCUAAUUUUUGCCAAGCGCAUGGCCAAUCACUCAAAAAUUAUCCUAACUGUGGUUCACCUUGUUGCUGCUGAAAAUGAAGGUGAUACCCAUUGGGACAAAUUGCUUGACAAUAAAUUACUUACGGAUAUUAAACUGAACAACGUGGGCAGUGAAUAUGUGAUAUUCCUAGAGGUGAUGGUGAAAGAUGGGCCUCAGACAGUAUUGAGAGUUCGAUCUAUGGUGAACGAAUACGACCUUAUUAUUGUUGGCAGACAACAUAAUGCAAAGUCUCCGCAGACAUCUGGGCUUGCAGAAUGGAGUGAAUUUCCAGAGUUGGGAAUUAUGGGAGACUUGCUUGCCUCAUCUGAUCUUAACAAUAGAACUUCUGUUUUUGUGGUACAACAACAAAAGAAGACCUAG